AUCGGAACGUCAAGACGAGACAAAGACAGACACUGAGUUUUAUGACACCAAACCAUCGUAGAUGACGGGAGCAACUCCAGCAAAACUCUCGUGAUUUUAUUUCCGACAUUGGAAAUUAAUUUGUCUGAUACACAUCGCUUUAAUAGUCGUUUCUGGCACAAGAGAAACAAGCUCUGUAGAAAAGCUUUUCAUGUUAUUCACCUCAUUCCUUCCAAACAUACGGACAACUUUUCUGUCUUGUACAGAAACACAGAAGCAAAGAGGCAAGUUUCACAUCUGAAUACCUGAAACCCUGAAGAGAAGAAGGAUCAGAUCAGGAGAUGAGACCUCUCUGGAUGUGACUCUGUUCCCUGGAGGGACAGUUUCAGGGACACAGAAGAGGGACACUUCCCAGAGAUGUGAACCUUUUUGAAUGUUGACGGUGUUUGCUCAGACAGAGACGAUGCAGGUGCUGCCUGCCUGGGAGCUCGCCAUCCCUCUGCCUGCCGUGAUAAUAAUCGCUGUGAGUCUUUACAUGAUCGUUCUGGGGAUCGUCCUGUGGAUCCGAUCCUGCCUCGAGGGCCGCUGCUCUUCAACAUGUGGCGAUUGCUGUCCAGACAUUUCUUUAUGUGAACAGUGCCUCAGAUUGGCUGAAAUAUGUGACUUUAAGCCGCCGAACCUGCGCUCAUAUCUGAGUAAAAACUGUCCUUCUCCUACUUGUGUCAAAUGGGACUGUGCCUGCACCUGUCAGCCUCCUGAGUGCGACUCCUGCAACUGUCUCUGCUUCGAGAUCAGGAUCAAGUAGAAGAAGAAGAAGAAGAGGAGGAUGGAGGUGCAUUAAUGCCAGCGUGUGUGCUGACCAACCACAACUUUUAAUGACGUUUACAGGAGAGAGAUGACAGAAGAAAGUGGAGCGUGACAAAGGUUUCUGUCUGGACUCAUCUGGAUCUGUUAAAAAACAAACCAACAAUUGUUCUGUUUUUACCAGCAGAUGGUAUCCUUCAUUACUUUUAGCUACACUAGCAGUGUUGGUGUCGGUUCAGAUGUUCACAUUCCCCUCAGGAUGAAUUGUAAUAACUUCAGUGAUCCAUUAAAGCUGGUGAUUCUAUAUUUUUCUUCUUGUCAACAAAUCUCAUGUUUGGAUCCAAACCAACAAUGAACUGAUC
Molecule: messenger RNA, 1145 nt
Organism: Thunnus maccoyii (southern bluefin tuna)
Lineage: Eukaryota; Metazoa; Chordata; Actinopteri; Scombriformes; Scombridae
Exons: 6
Coding region: 413-784 (123 amino acids)
Source: RefSeq, a predicted model, not a curated record